Cricetulus griseus (Chinese hamster) is the source of this 3922-nucleotide messenger RNA. The record is from RefSeq and is a predicted model, not a curated record. Lineage: Eukaryota; Metazoa; Chordata; Mammalia; Rodentia; Cricetidae.
AGCGGCUCCUGUCAGCGGGUGAAAUGGCAGCGGCUGAGCCGGUGACGGCUGCGGUCCCCGGGGGCGGCUGAGUGAAAGGGGCCGGGCCGCGGGGUUUGCGGGACCCUAGAACAGGCGCGACCACGGGCGGGGGAAUCGGACGACGCAGUGCAGGGACGGCAAGGCUCGGCGCGGCGAUGGCGGCGCUCUCCACGCAGACAGAGCUGUAACCUGGCUUACCCUCCUGGCUGAUGAGCCUGCCCACCAUGGCGAGCCCCACUCUGAGCCCCGACUCCUCAUCUCAGGAGGCACUGUCAGCACCCACCUGCUCCCCAACCUCUGACUCUGAGAACCUCAGCCCAGAUGAGCUAGAGCUACUGGCCAAGCUUGAAGAGCAGAACAGGCUCCUGGAAGCCGACUCCAAGUCCAUGCGCUCCAUGAAUGGCUCCCGGAGGAAUAGCGGCUCCUCACUAGUAUCCAGCUCCUCAGCCUCCUCUAACCUGAGCCACCUGGAGGAGGACACGUGGAUUCUCUGGGGCCGCAUUGCCAACGAGUGGGAAGAGUGGCGGCGCAGGAAGGAGAAGCUACUCAAGGAGCUGAUUCGAAAGGGCAUCCCACAUCACUUCCGGGCCAUCGUUUGGCAGCUCCUGUGCAGUGCCACAGAUAUGCCUGUCAAGAACCAGUACUCAGAGCUACUCAAGAUGUCCUCACCAUGCGAGAAGCUAAUCCGCAGGGACAUUGCCCGCACCUACCCAGAGCAUGAGUUCUUCAAAGGCCAGGACAGCCUGGGCCAGGAAGUCCUCUUCAAUGUCAUGAAGGCAUACUCCCUGGUUGAUCGGGAGGUGGGCUACUGCCAGGGCAGUGCCUUCAUUGUGGGCUUACUUCUCAUGCAGAUGCCUGAGGAGGAGGCCUUCUGUGUGUUCGUGCGGCUGAUGCAGGAGUACCGGCUUCGGGAGCUCUUCAAGCCCAGUAUGGCUGAGCUGGGCCUCUGCAUCUACCAGUUUGAGUACAUGCUACAGGAGCAGCUUCCGGACCUGAACACCCACUUCCGAUCACAGAGCUUCCACACAUCUAUGUAUGCGUCCUCCUGGUUCCUCACACUUUUCCUUACCACCUUCCCCCUGCCUGUUGCCACCCGGGUCUUUGACAUCUUUAUGUAUGAGGGACUGGAGAUCGUAUUUCGAGUUGGCCUGGCUCUGCUGCAAGUGAACCAGACAGAGCUGAUGCAACUGGACAUGGAGGGCAUGUCCCAGUACUUCCAGAGAGUCAUCCCCCACCAGUUUGACAGCUGCCCGGACAAGCUGGUCCUCAAGGCUUACCAGGUCAAGUACAACCCUAAAAAGAUGAAGAGGCUGGAGAAGGAGUACGCAGCUAUGAAGAGUAAGGAGAUGGAAGAGCAGAUCGAGAUCAAAAGGCUUCGAACAGAGAAUCGACUGCUCAAACAACGGAUUGAGACCCUAGAGAAGGAGAGCGCGGCCUUGGCUGAUAGGUUAAUCCAGGGGCAGGUGACACGGGCACAGGAGGCUGAGGAGAACUAUGUCAUCAAACGGGAGCUGGCAGUGGUGAGACAACAGUGUAGCUCAACUGCAGAGGACCUUCAGAAGGCACAGAGCACCAUUCGGCAGCUGCAGGAACAGCAGGAAAACCCACGCCUCACAGAGGACUUUGUGGCCCACUUGGAGACAGAGCUGGAGCAGUCACGGUUACGCGAGACAGAGACUUUGGGGGCCCUUCGAGAAAUGCAGGACAAGGUUCUGGACAUGGAAAAGAGAAACAGCUCACUGCCAGAUGAGAACAAUGUAGCCAGGCUCCAAGAGGAGCUUAAGGCGCUCAAGGUGCGGGAGAGCGAGGCUGUAGCCUCCGCGCGGGAGUUGAAGUUGCAGCUGCAGGAACUCUCGGACACCUGGCAGGCCCAUCUUUCCCGCGGUGGCCGCUGGAAGGAGUCGCCGCGGAAGCUGGUCCUGGGCGAGCUGCAGGACGAGCUCAUGACCGUGCGUUUGCGCGAGGCACAGGCGCUGGCCGAUGGCCGCGAAUGGCGGCAGCGCGUGGUGGAAUUGGAGACGCAGGACAACAUCCACCGCAACCUGCUGAACCGUGUGGAGGCAGAACGUGCGGCUCUGCAGGAGAAGCUGCAGUACCUAGCGGCGCAGAACAAGGGACUCCAGACUCAACUCAGCGAAAGCCGCCGCAAGCAGGCGGAGGCUGAGUGCAAGAGCAAGGAGGAAGUGAUGGCGGUGCGUCUUCGGGAGGCUGAUAGCAUGGCUGCAGUAGCGGAGAUGAGGCAGCGCAUCGCAGAGCUGGAGAUCCAGAGGGAGGAGGGCCGCAUCCAGGGCCAGCUGAACCACUCGGAUUCCUCACAGUACAUCCGUGAGCUGAAGGACCAGAUCGAGGAACUGAAGGCCGAGGUGCGGCUGCUGAAAGGCCCACCAACCUUCGAGGACCCGCUGGCUUUCGAUGGGCUUAGCCUGACACGGCACCUAGACGAAGACUCCCUACCAUCUUCUGACGAAGAGCUGCUGGGCGUGGGUGUGGGCGUGGGCGUGGGCGCAGCCCUGCAGGACCCACUCUACCCUCUGUCACCCCGGGACGCACGCUUCUUCCGACGUCUGGAAAGGCCAGCCAAAGACAGUGAAGGUAGCUCAGACAGCGAUGCAGACGAGCUGGCCACGCCUUAUAGCAACCAAGGCCUGGACAACUGAGGCUGGGGGCCCACUCUCUGGGAGCCUGGAGGCCGCAAUCACCGCUUGCCAGGAGAGAGCAGCAGUCAGUGACCUUGCUGCUUCGCAGUACUAAAAAAGUCUGUGCCACCAUGGCUCCCGCCAACCGUGGGCCAGGUGGAGGAGGCAGCACAGAGGGCAGGGCCUACUGGCAGGCCUGCCCUACAUAGCAGUGUUCACCCGUUUUGGUCCAUACCGUCCAGGCCCUCCUGAGUUCAAGGGGUGCCUAGGCCAGUUACCUGGAGGGUGUUGCUCUCCUAAUAUGGACAAGGGCCGAAAGUGCAGAGGUCCCAGGACUUGCUAAGCAGGAAGCUUCCUCCUCCCAGUUGGCUUCCCUAUGGGACAAGGGUGGCCCUGCUGGGUGGGGCCCAGGAGCUGCAGUGGGUCUGAGGAAGGAGGGGCAACUUGGACUGGAUAUUUGCACUCCAGGACAGGUUCUCUGGACACAGUGAUUUUGAACAGCCAGCCCCCUUGCCACCAGGGUCAGAUGGCCAGGCUGGGCUUUUCUGCCUGGUGCAGGCAUCACGGCCCCUGCAGCAGAAACCAAAGUCCCCCCAAUCCUGUGUGCAGGGCCACCUGGGGUGUGAGUAGUCAGUGGGAACCAGCUCAGGCCUGGGCAGUGUCUCCCCACUCUCUAGUGCUGCAGAAGCUGCAAAGAAGAGACCCUUACCCCAGAGCCCCCAUCCUCCCCUGGGGAAUACUAAUACCACACGUGCUGGCUGGCUGUGGAAGAGAACCCCUUCCUUAGGAGUUCUCAGCCUCAGUCCACUUGUUUCUGUGUCCCUAGCCCCACUUCUGGCCAGAGUUUCCCAGUCAGUUACCUCCCUUAUCUUCUUGAAGUGUUUCCGUGGUCUCUGCCCAGUCAGAGUUGAGAAUGGUGCCAAAGUCCAUCGAUGCUCCCAGGCUCCUUUAUCCCUCAUCCCUGCAUCUUGGGACCCUGGGGGCUGACCCCCUCACAGUGCUCCUAGAGCCUCAGGUAGAGUGGCAUCCCAAGCUAUCCCUGGGUGCUUCCUGGGUGGCCCCCAGCUCAGUCUCCAUUCCUGGUGGUCCACUCUUUAAGUGUUAAAAAGCCUGGGGGCCGGGGCAGGGUACCCUGAGGAGGCCCUCUUAUGUGCCCCUCAUGUGCCCCUCCACACUGCCCACCACCAUUUUGCACACUGCCUGUUCACACUCCAUGUCUCCCAGGCAGGAAAGAUGGAAAAUAAAGUGUAUUUACACAGUCACAA